Molecule: messenger RNA, 2745 nt
Organism: Melanotaenia boesemani (Boeseman's rainbowfish)
Lineage: Eukaryota; Metazoa; Chordata; Actinopteri; Atheriniformes; Melanotaeniidae
Gene: gdap1l1
Product: ganglioside induced differentiation associated protein 1-like 1
Exons: 6
Coding region: 283-1383 (366 amino acids)
Source: RefSeq, a predicted model, not a curated record
AGCAUCAUGUAAGAGCAACGCAGCAGCUGGUUUCUGGAUGAAGCUGCGCGUUUCUCCUCCGAUCUCUUCUCAGUUGUCCGACUCUGGGGUGAUGCUGCUGCGCGUGAGCCAGUGAUCCUGCUGCGCUCGAGCUGCUGACAUUCUCUCUCUCUCUCUCUCUCUCUCUCUCUCUCUCUCUGCCUGCGUGCAUCUCUCCCUCUCUCUCUCGCUCUCUCCCCCUCUCUGUCCCUCCUUUCCUUUCCCUCCUCGCUCCUCUCUUCCACGCGCCCAAACCGCUCUGUCAUGGCGUCUUCCAACCAUGUUACCCCCACCAACUGUAGCUGGUGGCCCAUCUCUGCGAUGGAUGAGGACGGAAAGACCACAGACGGGGAGGAAUGCGACGAACCGACGGCAGAGCCUAAACCGUUCAACAAAGACAGGCUGGUUCUGUACCACUGGACGCAAUCUUUCGCUUCCCAGAAGGUGCGUUUGGUGAUUAAUGAGAAAGGUCUGGUCUGUGAGGAAAGGGAUGUGAGUCUGCCGCUGCAGGAGCACAAAGAGCCCUGGUUUAUGAGGCUGAACCUGGGAGAGGAGGUCCCCGUCUUCCUCCACGGAGACACCAUCAUCAGUGACUACAACCAGAUCAUAGAUUACCUGGAGAAGAACUUUGUGGGAGACACGGUGGCUCAGCUAAUUCCUGAUGCAGACUCGCCUCUCCACGAUCGUGUGCAGCAGUAUCGUCAGCUCCUGGAUGGUCUGCCCAUGGAUGCUUACACGCAUGGCUGCAUCCUCCAUCCAGAGCUCACCACCGACUCCAUGAUCCCAAAAUACGCCACCGCAGAGAUACGUAGACACCUGGCGAAUGCUGCGACGGAGCUCAUGAAGUUGGACCACGAGGAGCCUCAGCUGCAAGAACCGUACCUGUCCAAACAGAAGAAGCUAAUGGCAAAAAUUUUGGACCAUGAUAAUGUGAACUACCUGAAGAAAAUUCUGGGGGAACUAGCCAUGGUUUUAGAUCAAGUGGAGGCCGAACUUGAAAAAAGAAAACUAGAGUAUCAAGGUCAAAAGUGUGAGUUGUGGCUUUGUGGACCUGAAUUUACACUAGCUGAUAUCUGCCUUGGAGCAUUGUUGCACAGGCUCAAGUUCUUGGGACUUUCUAAGAAAUACUGGGAGGACGGUAGCAGACCCAACCUGCAGUCCUUUUUUGUGCGUGUGCAAAAACGCUACGCUUUUCGAAAGGUCUUGGGCGACAUUCACACAACCCUCCUGUCAGCGGUCCUACCGAACGCUUUCCGGAUGGUAAAAAAGAAGCCACCAUCUUUCUUUGGGGCCUCUUUUCUCAUGGGCUCGCUGGGCGGGAUGGGCUACUUUGCCUACUGGUUUUUAAAAAAGAAAUACAUGUAGUUAAUGCCCUGUUGUUGUGUUAAAUGUCUGUGUAUUUGUGUGAUGUUUAAACUUUUCUGUAAUGUUUUAUGACUGCAGGAAAAUAUAAUGAAUCUAUAUAGAGAACACUAUUACUUACCUGGUGAACAAAGACAUGUUAAAACAUUCCAUAUUAAGAAAAUCCUUACAGCACAUUUUCUGGUAGUAAAGGCCUUUAUGAUUUCAGAUUUUUUGGAAACUUGCAGCUUAUUGAACUUGUUGUGAAGGCAUGCAGGUCCACUUACACUUCGAUCUUAAAAGUAGAAGCCCCGGUAAACAAAGCAACACAAACCAGCAUGCAAAUAUAAUAAUAAUUAUUCAUAUGUGCUUUUCAUUUUUCUCCAUCCACCUGAGGUUUAACCAAACAACAUACAUUACACGAAAACUUAAUAAGUGCUGUGCUGCCAAAAACUGCCAGUAAAAUUAUGAUAGGGUGGAGGCAAAGUUUAAUUGUUUUUAAUACUUUGGAAAUGUUUUUAUUAGCCAUCUUGCAUCAGUCCCAGUCAUUUGUAAUUAAGUAUAAGAGUACAAAAGGGAGUUGGCUAGCAUAACUUAGCAUAGUUUAGCAUAAAGACUGGAAAACAAAGGGAAGCCAACUCUUUGCUAACAUACAAAGUUCUUUAAUUCAUUAGUAAACUUCAGCAUCCCUUCACUUAUGAACAAAGAUGUAUUGAUCAACCAAAGUGAUGAAAAGGAGUGUGGGUGGGCAGAUGUUUUUUUAUUUUUAGAGUUUGAUAAGCUGCUUCCUGACUGCAGUUUGUGCGCUUGUCGCAGUCACUAAACAUUUGUUCCAAAACAUAUCGAUAUGCGUUCUCCUAGAAAACCAGACAACUUUUCUACGAGAAGUGGCCAAUUCAACUUAUUUCUUCUUCCUGUCAUUUUCCAUUCAGAUGGCUUGAAAUAACAUUCUUCCCUUGAUAAAUUUGUUUAACAUGUAUAACCUACUUUGCAUGACUGUAGAAUCAUAACAUUUUUAAUUUUGGUUUACUUUCCUCUAACUGACAGAGAAUUUGGUACUUCCAGCUAUCUGCACAUUAAUAAUAGGUCAAAAACUUUAAAUAUGCAGACACGUUUUUGUUUUUUUCUUUUGGAAGCCAUAGCUAUAGUUCACAUGAUGCAUGAUACCUGCAUAAUAGGGGUUUUGAAUGACCACAGUCAAAUUCAGUCUCUGCUAACUUUUUUAAAGGCCAGCAGACACAAAAUGUGUGAAAGAGAAAUAUUAGUCACUCAUAUUGUAAAAAAGUUAUUGUUUUCUAUCAUUCACAUACAUCCAGUCUCUGUGUGAAACCAGUGAAAACUCAUGUCAAUAUUUCGUCAGUUUCUUACAGAAAUAAAUGCUUUUUU